This is a messenger RNA of Stylophora pistillata, 4320 nucleotides long. RefSeq lists its product as uncharacterized. Gene Ontology annotation, cellular component: NuRD complex. Lineage: Eukaryota; Metazoa; Cnidaria; Anthozoa; Scleractinia; Pocilloporidae. The record is from RefSeq and is a predicted model, not a curated record. Gene Ontology annotation, biological process: negative regulation of transcription by RNA polymerase II.
GACAAGUAGUACCAUCUGAACUGCUUGGGUGUAGCACCUCUUUCCUGCAACAUGGCCAAGUGGUAACAGUUCAACUAGUUUGGUACUUUUUGUUUGUGGUAAGGCGAGGAAAGAUUAGUGAUUGUUUAUUGAGUCUUUUACUGCCUGCCGACAAUUACCCAAUGGCAUCCGACCAAUCAUAAGGUGUUAUCAUAAGUGGAUUAGUAAACGUCACGAGUACUGCCAAUAACACCUGCACACAAACUUGUCAAGCCGGUUUGACCACUUUCCCGGAUGUCAAGUCCACUACGUCAUCGUCUUUACAGUACAAACUCGUUGCCCAGGCAACAAGAAGAUCUGAUAGCGUUUUCCAGAAUUUGAUUGGUCUAUUUAGCAGCUGAUUGACAGGUUGUCAUCUCAACGCAGCGGGUGUGGGAGCCGACUCUUUGUGCACACGUCUAUCAGAAGGUUGUGUGGCGUUUGAUUUUGUGUUCCCGCCCCUGCCUCUGUUGCUUGAAAAUCCCAAAUACUUUUCUGCUCGCCAAGAGGAAAUUAAGGAAGACUGUCGGUGUCAGUUUCGAGUAUUAAGUCCCACGAGGAUUCACAGUUUAUUUUAGAACCAUCUUCAGGCGGGAGAGGGCACCAUUCAAUAUAUUUCAACGAACGACUAACCUUCAUUUCACCGCCAUUGUAAGUGUCGUGUUCGUUGUUGCAAAACACCACAUGGCUUUCGAAUGAAAGGAACUUCGUUUUCUGUUGGUCUCUGAAGUUCGUGAAUAACCGUAACAUCCUUCGUCGACGGAGAAAGGUCCACCAAGUAACCACAAAUCGAAGAACGGAAACUGAAACUACUCGAGCAAUCUACUGUCGCUGUUCAAUGCAGACUGAAUAAUCACUUUUUUUACCAUUCGCUGCACAAAUUAUAAUUUUGUGCCAGCCUCGUCCUCGAGUCGGUCACGUUCAACUGGACGAGUGGAGCUCCCUAUCUUGUGAAUGUGGAACUUUGUUCUUGAAAUACUUCAACGAGGAACAAGGGAUGGCAUCGCAAGCUGUAUCAAAGGGUUCCAAGCGAAUAAAAUUAUCGCCAAACUCAGAUGAGAAAGAUGAUGUAAACAGUGGUACAACUGACGAACAAGGUCAUUCAUCAGUUGACACGGCUUUGGAUAAAAAAACAGUUGAAUCUGGCGACGAGCAAAAUUCAAAGUCAACAAAGAAAGACAGUGAACUAGUGGUAAUAUCAUCUUCUUCAUCUGACGAUGAUUCAGACAAGGAACUGAAGGCAAACACUAUCGAACCUGUUAUAAAAAAGGAAAAGGCAGAAACAUCCCUUGAUGUUUUACAAAGCAAACUGCCAGUGAAUCAAACAGAAUCCCUCGAACUCGAACAGGCUUCUAAACAAAUUAAGGUUGCUACUGAGCCAAAAUCAGAGAGGAAUAAUUCAGAUUCAGAUGAAUGUAUCUCUCAGGAGGAUCUGCUUGCACAGUUGGGAUUGAGCUCUGUGAAAGAACUUAACAAAAAAGAGACAAGUAAUACAGAAAACAACACACCAUCAGCAAAUGCAAAUGGGGUCGAGAGAAAACCUUUGAUAUCUCACAGGGCAAAGGAAAGUAUCGUUGAAUUCUUGAAAAUACCAAAGCUAUCCUCUUUGGACAGCAGGAAAAAAAUCAAUGGUGAGGCAAAGGGUGAUGUCAACAUCACAAAUGGUAAUACUAGUGAUGGCUCAAGGCCAGGUUCCCCUCUGUCUGAUGAAAAUGAUGAUGAUCUUCAAGCUAAAGAAAAAUUGAUUGCACACCUUAGAAAUGAACUGAAGCAAGAGGAAGCCAAACUUCUCUUGUUGAAACAACUACAUGCUGCACAAAAUGAUGUAAAAGGUAGCUCCAAAUUUCAGAAAGAAAACGUAGAGAAGUUACCAGUACAAGGAGCUCCUCCUCAACCUGUGAAGUCCUCUAUGCAGCUUCCGCCUAAAAAAGGGCAGAAUCUUCCUCCCCCACCACCUUUGAAGGCCUCAACAGUACUGGCCACUUCUACAUUCCAUCCACCCAGGGAUGUGCCAGGGCAGCCAAGGCUACUUCCAAAAGGAAGUGGUAAUUCUCAAGCACAGUCUUCAAACUCUGGGUCUUCAAAGUUUUUAGGUUCUGCAGCCCAGACUUUGAAAGAGUUUGCAGUGCAGCAGUCCAUACAUCAACAGUCAACUCAGUCACAUUCAACAAAACCUGGAUCAUCUGCAAUUGCUGAUCUGCAAAAUGUUGUCACCUGCAUGGCAAAUCUAAUUCAGCCUACUCCUUUGUACCCUCACAGUGCAGGCAGAGGCAGUCCAGCUUAUUCUGCAGCGAAUCAGCCUGCCCCUGUUCGCCCUACCCCUGUCAGAGCAAACAAUGUUAGCAGCCUACCAGCCAGUAGUGGAUAUGUGUCAUUUCAGCAUCACUUGCCAAGCAGCUCUCAUCAACAAAGUCCCGGUGGGAAACAAGCUGCAGCCAAGAUGGCACUGCGAAAGCAGUUGGAAAGGACACUGCUUCAGAUACCACCUCCAAAGCCACCUCCCCCUGAGUGGUCAUUUAUUCCAAGCCUUGGCAGCCAAGACUUUAUGCUUCUGGUUGGGCUUGAGUCUGUGGUGGAUGUUAUGGCUGCUAAAGAAGCCAAGGGAAAGCAAAAUGUGCCAUUGCAAGAGCAAUUGAUAAACCCGAAAGUUUGUUCACGUUGUAACACAGACUUCUCGCCUUCAUGGACAAAUAAGCCAGGCAAUGACUUAGAGCUGGUAAUUGUGUGUGAAAAGUGUAGCACUGUCAAUGUGAAGAAAGAGCUUAAAGCAGAACACACUGCUCGUUUGAAGGCAGCAUUCUUGAAAGCUCUUAAGCAGGAACAGGAGAUUGAGCAAAAGAUCAAUGAUACCCCUCAAAUUGCACCAAAGCCUCAUCACCAGAGUCAGAAGUCUUCUCCUCAGCCUCCUUUAGCCCCUGCACCCCCUCGUCACCACAUAGCACAUCACCAACCUAUCAUGCAUCAUCAUCACCAACCAGUCCAACCUGCACUGUAUCACCACCAUCAGCCUCACACCAAUUCACUGUUAUUUCAGCUGCAGCAACAGCACUUGCAGCAGCAACAUCAGGAGAUGGAAGCAGCAGCUAGACAGCAAGCAGAUGUCAGAUGGCACCCUUACAUAAGUCAGCACCAUCACUCUGGAUCUCGCAACCCACAGCAUCAUCACAACUAUGUGUCAGACUCUGAUAGACAAUACUUGCUGGACAUGAUUCCUUCUUUGCCAGCACCAACUCUUGGUUUUGGCUCUAGAAUCUAGUGGAUGGAUUUAAGAGGCAAUACCUGUGCCUUGUUGAAUUGAAGCACCAGUUUUCAUAGUAUUCUCCUAUGCCUCCAGGUAGUGAACUUAAUAAAAACAUGAUUAGGCAAAUAAGAAGGCAAUUGAUGAUUCUAAGGAAAAUCACCAGUUGUGUAUUUGAUUGGGAAGCAAACGAUUGUCUAGUUCUUUGAAUUUGAUAAUGUGGCACAGUCCAAUAUGUUUUUAACAUUGUGGACUAUGUCAUUGGGACUGAGAGCAUGGUACUUUCUGUCCAAAUGUAUUGACUUGAUUCUGAUUAGCAGUUCACCACUGGCAUGUGGAAGGUGUUUCAAUUCAGAAAGGCCCAAGUAAGAAGUAAAUAUUUAACGAAGUACAGAGAAGAAACAUGUAUAAAAUUAUCUGUAAUUAUAAGACUCUUGAAUUGACAAUUAAUGUUCCACCAUCCUGCUUUCCUAGAAAUCUUUGGUCAACCUUGUUGUACAAAGGGCUGUACAAUUUUUUAUUUCUGUGGAAGAUGUCCAGUCCUCUAGAGUUACAAAUCAUAGGAUUCAAUUGUAGAGUUCCACAUAGUAGUAAACAGCAUCCCUUAAUAUGCAAACAAUUUUUAACAAGCAUAAGUUUAGACCUAUUGACAACUUUGUCAGAUAUUAAUGCCCCUUAAGGGUGUAAAGCCAGGAAAUCAGUAGUCUGAAUUAAACCAGAGCUCUUUGUAAAGCGUAAGGGUACAUGUAGCUCUUGUCAUAGUAGAGUUAUUGGUGUACUUAGGGAGGGUUAGGCAAGGUGCGCAGGAGGGUAGAUAUGCAUGAAAAGAGAAUCUAAUUCUCUUUACAGGUGAUUAUUUUGGGCAUACUGUCCUAAAUUACUCUUGGAAGUAGUUGCACCUGAAACUCCUCAUAUCAGACAAAUUGCUGUAAUUGUAUUUGAAUCUUUCACCAAGUAUUCUUUCUUCUCCCGAUAAAAACAUGGAUAUUUCAAUUUAUUUAUUAUGAAAAGCAAUUGCUUCAGAGAUAACAAACUGUAGUAUAAAAUAAAGUCCGAAGACGGCA